AUGACGAGUACCCGGCAUCAUUCCAAGCCAAUGUCAGGCGAAAACGGACAGCUAUUCCUACCUACAGUUUCAAAAGUACCAAAUAUCGUACGGUUACCGACCCUACUUGAACCGGAUGUUAAAGCAAUAGCGGCUAGGAGACCACGAAGUGAACGUUGUUUGAAAACUACAAGGUUGCCCUAUGGCUAUGGAUUACCCAGCUUAAACGACCAUGAUUCAAACUUUAUACCCUCUGUCGUGGAACGACCCAAAACUACAGGAAAACGACCCAACACUUCAGAGAGCUCAACUAGAAACUCGAAUCUUUCACCAGCAGAGAAGCAGACUGAAAUAAGCAUCUUCAAAUUGAGCAAGUACAGAAAUCUCAUAAAGCCCGAGAUGAAAGUUACUAAGACUGCUAUAAGUUCUAAAGAGUUUUCAAAAUCAAGUAUUCUUAACAAGAAUUUAUUGGACGAACAUGUUGCGAGAGAAAAAGAUAGUUUUGAUAAACAUGAAAGCAAAAAAACUGAACUGGUAAGAUGGCUUCACAAUUCUGGACAGGAGUGA
This is a messenger RNA of Paramuricea clavata, 546 nucleotides long. NCBI's taxonomy places the organism in Eukaryota, Metazoa, Cnidaria, Anthozoa, Malacalcyonacea, Plexauridae. The record is from the annotation of a GenBank genome assembly.